Messenger RNA from Nicotiana tabacum (common tobacco), 3598 nucleotides. The record is from RefSeq and is a predicted model, not a curated record. NCBI's taxonomy places the organism in Eukaryota, Viridiplantae, Streptophyta, Magnoliopsida, Solanales, Solanaceae.
CUCAGCUCUUUUCUUCUCCCUCUGCAUCUCCACUCCGGCUUGCCUUGUCAUUUAUUUUCUGUGAGUUUUACACAUUUUAUUUAUAAAAAACAUAUGAAGAAAUUAACGUAGCUUUUAUUUCUUUGUUCCAGUGUUAUUAUCCACAGACCACAUAUGUGUGGUGUCGAAAUUGAAUUAUUCCUAUGGUUGCUGUGAUCUCCAAUUAGAUCCAUUCUCCGUAAACAUAGACUUAAAAAAUUCUUGAUAUAUUUUUUCAAAGUGGGUGUGUUUCGGAUAGAAUUCUAUUUGGAGGUUUUGUCACUAUUCCCUUCUUUUCUAGUUGUGCUAAACAUACCUUUGUAGGCAUCUUGAUGUCAUUGCUGUGAACCCUGUGGUUCUUCACAUUGCUCAAUUAAUCCUUGUGUUGGUGUUACUAUACUUGCCCCUGAUCUGGAAAAGUGCUAGAGAUAAACCUUGGCAGAUCCGUGAGUUGUUGAGAGUAAUGGCUUAUGCUGCCGUUAACUCUCUAAUUCAAACUUUGGAGCUAUUCCAGAGGACUUACCCAGCUAUGAUCAAUGGUCAAGUUGCUGAGAUGGUUGACUCCUUGCAUGCUAAUGCUGAGUAUUUCCAAAGAAUUCUUGAGAACACUAGCCAACAAGUAUAUGAAAAAAUCAAGGAUUUGGAGGGAGGGAUGAGAGCUGCGGUGCAACAUGCUGAAGAUUUGCUUGAAUCAAAUAUUGUUGGAAUUUUGAGAGAGCGGUACAAUCAACAAAAAGAGAAGAACAAUGGGGCCAAAUGGACUAUUCAAGAUGAAGCAAGGGUUCUACUUCAAGACUUGCCUCAAGCGAUAGACAAGAUUGAUGCAAUGAGGAAAGACUUGGCCAAGGUUAUUGAGAGUAGCACCUCCAAUGUCAAUGCCAAUGCCUAUGGCACUAGCACUAGUCAGGAUCAUUAUGUCAAACCAGGAGAUUCUUCGUCCCCAAAGCGUGAUUCUACUGUCCUUCUACAGGAAGCUACUGUGGGUUUGGAUAAUGCCUUGACAGAUAUUACUAAUCGUUUACUUGGAUCAGCUUUUGAGCGGGAAGUUAUUCCUAUUUUAGGGAUGGGUGGAUGUGGGAAAACAACGCUUGCCAAAAAAGCUCAAGAUGAUCUUUCAAUCAUGUCUCGUUUUGAUAUCCAAGUGUGGGUUACAAUAUCUCAGGAAUAUCACUUGAGAGAAGUACUGCUAAGCCUUGUAUGUUCUGUUGCGGGGAAUAAGUUUCAAGAUAUGAGUGACGACCAGUUAAUGGAGAAGGCAUAUAGAGCACUGAAGGGUCGGAAGUAUCUUAUUGUAAUUGAUGAUGUUUGGAGUACAAAAAUCUGGGAUGUGAUGGCAAGAAUUCUUCCCAAUGACAACAAUGGGAGUCGAAUCAUUUUGACUACGAGGCUUAAAGAUGUAGCUGAGUAUGUUAACUCUGAUAUUCCUCCUCAUGAAAUGAUGCCAUUGAGUUUAGAUGACAGCUGGAAGUUACUUUGCGAUAAGUUACUUAGUGAAGACCAUACUUGUCCUUCUGAAUUGGAGGAAAUCGGGAAGAAAAUAGUAGGAAAAUGUCAAGGACUCCCUUUAGCAAUUUUGGUGGUUGCAGGGCAUCUCUCAAAAGUUGGCAUGACGAAAGAAAGCUGGGCGAUUUGUAGCUAAAAAUGUGAAUAAAGUUGUUACUAGUUAUCCGGAUAAAUGCCUAGCAGUACUUGCUAUGAGUUACUAUCACCUGCCUAUUCACUUAAAACCUUGUUUCCUCCAUUUAGGAACAUUCCCCGAGGAUCAUGAGAUUGAUGCUUGGAGAUUGAUCCAAUUGUGGGUUGCAGAGGGGAUUCUAAAGAGUAAUAAGUUAAGAAGCCUGGAAGAAGUAGCACAGGAUUGUUUGGAGGAUCUGGCUAGUCGAAAUUUAGUAAUGGUCACAAGGAGGAAGCUCAAUGGUCAGAUCAAAAGAUGCGGUAUGCAUGAUCUGUUGCGGGAUCUGAGCGUGAGUGAAGCUGGAAAAGAAAAGUUUUUGAAUUUGAUUAGGAAUAUUAAUCGAGCUCCUAAUUUUCCAACACAUAAUUGUAAGGUUCCUCGGUUUAGUUUGCAUGCUCACUUCUCAUUGGAAAAGUUUUCAGACUCCUCACAGGAUGUGCGGUCCUUGUACAUUUUCAAGCAACUUCUUGGACCGACUGGAAGAACUGCAGAAUUCAAAGCUUUAAGAGUGUUGGUUUCCAUUCCUAGGCCUAUUUUCAAGUACCACCAUUGCUUAACAUCAGAUUCAGCUUUCUUGAGAUACCUUGAGAUUCGUAGAGGCAAUGAUCUCACUGAAUCACUUCCAUAUUUGUAUAAUCUGCAAACCUUUAUUUUCAAGCAUGAUAAAUUAAAAUGUGAUGCAGUUUUAACUUUACCUGACUAUAUCUGGAAUAUGAAGCAGUUGAGGUACAUCCAUAUUCAACAUUGCAUUCAUUUACCCAAUCCUCAAAGUAUUUCAAGCACCAAUGUGGAAGACAGUAGAAGUGAUUUGGGUCUCCAACAUCUACAGGAGUUUUCGCGUCUAUGUUUUGCUAGCUGUACAAAGGAGGUACUUUCUUGCCUUACUAAUCUAAAGAAGUUGAGGAUUGCCAAUAUACAAGAAGACAUCAAUGGUCUUGAGGGAACACCUGGCAGCCUAAUCAAUCUUGUCUACUUAAAGAAGCUUGAAUCGCUCUACCUGUCUUGUGAGAUGUGGGAGCUCUCGUCUCCCCUUGCGGACAGUUGUUCUUUCCCAAUAUCUCUUAAGAGGUUGACCAUAUUCAGUGGUAGGCUUUCGUGUGAAGACAUGACAGUUCUUGCAAAGUUGCCAAACCUCGAAGUGCUCAAACUCAGAUGGGUUGAAUUCAGGCCUUCAGUAUGGAAACUAAAUGAUGAAGAUCAGUUCAAGCAGCUAAAGUUUCUCCUACUUGUUGAUAACACAUAUAUAAAGCAGUGGGAGGCUAGCAGUGUUAACUUCCCAAAUCUUCGACGCCUGGUGCUCCAUCAAAUCAGGAAUCUGAAGCGAAUCCCUCUAGCCUUUGCAGAAAUCUGCACCUUGGAGUCAAUUGAGUUGUAUAUGUGCUCGCGGAAUCUUGAGAAAUCAGCAAGAGAAAUUCAAGAGGAAGUAUCUUCUGUUGCGGGGAACGAUUGCCUUCAUAUUGACAUCUAUAAUGAUUAUCACACUUAUAAAAGACGCGUUUGAAGCGCUUAAGCUUCCGUCAAGUAACAUGAAGCAAUAUCAGUCCCGAUGAUUUCACGUUAAAAUCAGAGUGGCUUCUCUCUAUGCUCUUCUUACUGCUAUAACAUUUUAGGGUUGUAGUAAUAGUACUGUUUUUCUCUCUUUCAUCCUUCUUUCUUUUCUAACGAUUUAACUCUCCUUUUGUUCUUUUGAAUAUUUCACGCUUCUUAUUUGUAGCCUAAAUCUCCUUAGACUUCAUUUUGAGAUGUACUAAUUUGUAGUAUUAAUCAGAGAUGCUAGCUAUUUUAAUGAACUCUCCUUUCCUUUUUUUGUUUUGUUUUUGAACUUUCCUUUUUCACUCUUUCUAUUUGUAGCUCCUUAGACUUCAACUUUGACAUGUACUAAGUAACUUUUAUUGAUCAGAUAUG